AUGGCUCGUACUCGAUCACAGGUGGCCGCCCAGACGGGCCGCGUACCGUCGGCGCCAAAAAAGCAGGGCAAGCAACCCAGAGGCAUUCAAAAGUCAAAUCGCUUCCUCAUGGCGACAUCCCAUCUAGGUCAGGCUCCACAAAGCCUUGAGUGUGGUCAAUCGCUUCCAGCUUCUGGAAAGAAGAGAUCAUUUCUAAAGGAUCCACGACGAUCGGCUCGAUUCUCUCAUACACAGCAGACUCUAACUAAGGUUGGUGCUGAAUACGACAUGAACUCCGAACCAGUUGAUCCAAUUGAGUUUUGGGCAAGCGAAGGAGAGUGGCCGCGAGAAUACUUCGAAUCCAAAAUGGAGCAUUUACUCGCCCGAAAAAAGUCGUUAUCUGCUUUAUCGUCGACGCCCAGUGAUCAGCGGCCGAGAGAAGAAAAGAGCGCUCCUUACCAAGACCCACGCUAUGAAACUCUUCUGGGGACUAAAAGCAGUUUUAUGGUGAAGUCUAGUCUUGAUAUUAUCAGUUCAACCCAGCAGACUAUUCCAGCGGAUUCUUUAUUCCGAGAUGAUAUUUUUGAAGCCGCUUGCCAAAAGAUCCACAACAAAAACGAGGCUCGGGUUAUCCAAGAUAUUUCCCGGCUAAUAGUUCCAUCGGCAGAAAGUCUCGCUACGUUCGGCGCUAAACACCUUAACAUAUUAAUAGAGAGUGUUAACGAAGGCUGGAAUAACUCAAUCCCGUUAACGGGAACCCGUCCCCAACCUGAUUACUCUGUCGGAUUCACACGGGAGGCAUUUAAUGAUAACCAACUAGCCAAACUUUCGCCUUUCAUUGGCGACUUUAUCGGUGGAGAUCAGUCCUUUUUUAUGGCGACAUAUUACAUGUACUUCCCGUUCUUAACGUGCGAAGUGAAAUGCGGCGCCGCUGCGCUGGAUGUGGCCGAUCGACAGAAUGCCCACAGCAUGACACUAGCUGUACGAGCUGUCACCGAGCUCUUCCGCGCUGUUAAACGCGAAAAUGAAGUACAUCGACAGAUAUUAGCAUAUUCCAUCUCACACGAUCAUAAGUCAGUGCGUAUCUAUGGCCACUAUGCCGUGAUUGACGGGAAGGACACAAAGUACUACCGUCAUCCCAUUCGCGAAUACUUUUUUACAGAAUUAAACGGCAAAGAAAAAUGGACAGCAUAUCGGUUUACCAAGAAUGUAUACGAGUUAUGGAUGCCAUCUCAUUUCAAGAAGCUAUGCUCGGCCAUUGACCAGUUGCCGUCUGAGCUGGACUUUAAUAACCCGUCAAUGCCGUCGACCGGGUUAUCGCAGGACCUGCCGAUUCACCAUUUGAUCCAAUCAAAUGCAGACUUGCUUUCGCCUCACAGUGAACAGAAUAGUCAAUGCAGCACUUCAAAACAAGAAACUGCCACAUCGUUUACAAAUUCGGGCACUGCGAAGAAGCGCAGAGGUGCGUAUGGUGGACAUUGUACUGGGAGCAUGGCAUUAUAG
Messenger RNA from Metarhizium acridum CQMa 102, 1482 nucleotides. Lineage: Eukaryota; Fungi; Ascomycota; Sordariomycetes; Hypocreales; Clavicipitaceae. The record is from RefSeq and is a predicted model, not a curated record.